AUGAUCGGCCUAGUACCCUACCAGCGUCUCGCCUGUAAGAGACAUGGUGACCCAAGAUGGAUUAGUGGUUCGAGCGCGAAGUUACUCACCGAAAAGUCCGGGUGGUUCGAGCGCGAAGUUACUCACCGAAAAGUCCGGGGUUCGAAUCGACUUCUGUCUAGGCUUGAGCAACCUGGCAGUAUCCCAGCCCUCGUGCUUCCUUCGGGUGGCACGGCAGCUAAGCACUGGAAGAAGGCUACAGCUGAACAGUUUUCAGUGACCCAACUUAUUCUUAUUGUUCGUUACCAAGCUCAGGGGUUUCAUCAUCACCCACUCAACCUUGCACUGACGAUGUCACCUCGAUUGGCGAUAAAACGUUUGCAGUCCAACUGCCAAGCUCGCCGAACAGACCAACAACCAAACAGCGCGCUCGAGCUACCUGCAUUCCACAUUACCAGUUUCAUAAUCAACAUUGCCAGCUGUAAAAAUCACGUACUUGCAGUACGGUGUUCUAGCUUCUACAGUUUCGUUCACUGA
Messenger RNA from Opisthorchis viverrini, 516 nucleotides. RefSeq lists its product as hypothetical. Lineage: Eukaryota; Metazoa; Platyhelminthes; Trematoda; Opisthorchiida; Opisthorchiidae. The transcript has 3 exons. The record is from RefSeq and is a predicted model, not a curated record. Bases 1 to 516 code for a protein of 171 amino acids.